Rhinolophus ferrumequinum (greater horseshoe bat) is the source of this 1419-nucleotide messenger RNA. RefSeq names its product mitochondrial ribosomal protein S2 (gene MRPS2). Gene Ontology annotation, biological process: translation. Gene Ontology annotation, molecular function: structural constituent of ribosome. The transcript has 6 exons. The record is from RefSeq and is a predicted model, not a curated record. The coding region runs from base 1 to 1377 and encodes 458 amino acids. Lineage: Eukaryota; Metazoa; Chordata; Mammalia; Chiroptera; Rhinolophidae. Gene Ontology annotation, cellular component: ribosome; mitochondrial small ribosomal subunit.
AUGAAACCGCGGUGCCGGGGCUUCAUCAGCGAGCUGCCGGAGUUCAAGUUCUGCAAGGCCGCUGGGCACGCCAAGAACCUGACGUUCACCGCGCGCACCAGGGGUGCUUCUGGACCCCGCGACUUCGUGCCCUCCAACAAGGAGCGGGGACGCGUCCCCCGACCCCGCACUCGCCCGGCCCCCGACCCCGGCCCGCCCCUGUCCUCGCGCGCCUGCGGUGCCGAGCCGGCUGCGAGCAGAAGUCGGGCUCAGCGCCUCGAGCUCCUCCGGGACGGCGCACUCGGACCUGGGAGCCAACGGGGCCGGCAGGCGGGGACGCCUGGAGAGCCGGGCCGAGAGCGCGGCGCGGGGAGCGCAGUGGCACCUCCGGGCCUGCAGGCGGCGGUGCGCGGGGGCGCGGGCCGCGGCGGAAGAAGCAGCGCUGUGAACCGCGUCCGCCGCCGCGUCCGCCUCCUCCGCGCCAUGGCGCCCGCGCCCGCCUUACCCCGUCUGCUGAGUGCGGGUGUGUGGCCCAGGCCGCUCCGGCUGCACGUCCUCAAGGCGAUGGCCCCAGGGCCGGGCCCGCCGAGCAUCAGGACUCUGGGAGGCACCGCGGCCCCCGCCAUCAGCGAGCCCGAGGGCGGCAGCAGUGAUACAGAUCUGCAGGACAGGAUCCUCAGGGAGCCCCUCAGGCACUCCGACUUCUUCAAUGUCAAGGAGCUGUUCUCUGUGAGAAGUCUCUUCGAUGCCAGGGUGCAUCUGGGACACAAAGCUGGCUGUCGGCACAGGUUCAUGGAGCCCUACAUCUUUGGGAGCCGCCUGGACCAGGACAUCAUCGACCUGGAACAGACGGCCACGCAUCUGCAACUGGCCUUGAACUUCGUGGCCCACGUGGCCUACCGCCGGGGCAUCAUCUUGUUCGUGGGCCGGAACCGGCAGUUUUCACACCUGAUCGAGAGCACGGCUCGGGACUGUGGCGAGUACGCCCACACCCGCUACUUCAAGGGCGGCCUGCUGACCAACGCCCCCCUUCUCCUGGGCCCCGGCGUCCGCCUGCCCGACCUCAUCAUCUUCCUGCACACUCUCAACAACGUCUUCGAGCCCCACGUGGCCGUGAGAGACGCGGCCAAGAUGAGUAUCCCCACCGUGGGCAUCGUGGACACCAACUGUAACCCCUGCCUCAUCACCUACCCCGUGCCUGGCAACGACGACUCACCCCCGUCCGUCCAGCUCUUCUGCGAGCUCUUUCGGAAGACCAUCGUCCGGGCCAAGGAGAAGCGGAAGCAGCUCGAGGCCCUGUAUCGACUGCAGGACCAGGCGGGGGCCUCGGCCCAGGGCCCGACCAGCCCUCCUUCCCCGGGAACACCAGCCAUGCUGGGUGUGGGUCAUUCCUCGUGACAUGUCCACCCUCCUCCCGAAUAAAAACAGCAGCCAAGCCUC